This is a messenger RNA of Colletotrichum gloeosporioides, 555 nucleotides long. RefSeq names its product Eukaryotic translation initiation factor 1A. The record is from RefSeq and is a predicted model, not a curated record. Gene Ontology annotation, molecular function: RNA binding; translation initiation factor activity. The transcript has 2 exons. The coding region runs from base 1 to 555 and encodes 184 amino acids. Gene Ontology annotation, biological process: translational initiation. NCBI's taxonomy places the organism in Eukaryota, Fungi, Ascomycota, Sordariomycetes, Glomerellales, Glomerellaceae. Gene Ontology annotation, cellular component: cytoplasm.
AUGCUAUUCGAGGCAACGCACACCGACCAUGGUGAUGCUGUUGAUGGUGUUGAGGAUCAUGGAGUCGCUCCUGAAUACAGACUAACAACCACACAGGGAGGAAAGAACCGCAGACGUGGCAAGAACGAGUCCGACCACGAGAAGCGUGAGCUCACCUUCAAGGAAGAUGGCCAAGAGUACGCUCAGGUCGUAAAGAUGCUCGGCAACGGCCGUCUCGAGGCCCAGUGCUUCGACGGCGUCAAGCGUCUCGCCAACAUUCGUGGCAAGCUCCGCAAGAAGGUCUGGAUCAACCAGGGCGACAUCAUCCUCCUCUCCCUGCGUGAGUACCAGGACGACAAGGGCGACGUCAUCCUCAAGUACACCGCCGACGAGGCCCGUUCCCUUAAGGCCUACGGCGAGCUGCCCGAGUCCGCCAAGAUCAACGAGACCGACACCUACGGUGCCGACGGCGACGGUGACUGCAACUUCGAGUUCGACGACGACCGCGACUCCGAGGAGAGCGGCGACGAGGCCGGCGGCGAUGGCAAGAAGGAGGUCGACAUUGACGACAUUUAA